AACUCAAGCUCGGCUCGGAGAGCAGCCCUGGUGGCAAGGCCCUGCGCGGCACUGACGGCACGAACGCACAGUGGCAUUCAGCAGGACAUCAUUGGUGCCCCAGAGAGUCGCGUCGUCCAUCUGUUUCCAUCGCUGUGGGUCCUAUAAGGAUGCCACGCUCUCUCAGCUUUGUGGCAUGUGCGAGCGUCAGCACCGCCCUGACGCUGACGACGCGAUCGCGCGUACCCAAUGCAUCACCCCAGGAGCUUCAGCAGUUCCUCGCUACGCCAGCGAAUUGGCCGCGCAUCGUGCUGUCCUCAGUCGGCGUCGAAGGUGCCUCGACCGCGGCGCCGCUGCGGCCCGGAGCUGAAGUGGACGAGCUCUUCGGCCUCCCGCCGAUAUUGCCGUUGCGCGUAAAGUGGCGCUGCGAAGCCGCCGGCGCCAAUACGCUGGACGUUCGCUCCGCGGACGGCCUCGCCGGCGUCGCCACGGAUUGCCGCAUGGAUUUUUCGAUAGAAGCGGACGGUGACGCCUCGGUCGUCGACCUGGCAAUGUCCUACGAGCCGGCGUCUCCGCUCGCCCUGCUCGCCGCGCCUGUUCUCAUCGUUGACAAUUGGCUCGCGCUCAACGUGCUGCUGCCGCGCGCGUUCUCGGGGAGUCCUCUCGUUCGACAAAGGGACGUCCCGGGACUGGCGUUUUUCGCGCUGCUCAGCACGUGGCACUUCGGAGUGGGACCGGCGAUACGCGAUGCCGUCCUGGCCGCGCGGGGCGGGUAACACACUAUGUUUGUUA
Messenger RNA from Pelagomonas calceolata, 771 nucleotides. NCBI's taxonomy places the organism in Eukaryota, Pelagophyceae, Pelagomonadales, Pelagomonadaceae. The record is from the annotation of a GenBank genome assembly.